Molecule: messenger RNA, 3450 nt
Organism: Coregonus clupeaformis (lake whitefish)
Lineage: Eukaryota; Metazoa; Chordata; Actinopteri; Salmoniformes; Salmonidae
Product: zinc finger protein 883-like
Exons: 3
Coding region: 512-2392 (626 amino acids)
Biological process (GO): regulation of transcription by RNA polymerase II
Cellular component (GO): nucleus
Molecular function (GO): RNA polymerase II cis-regulatory region sequence-specific DNA binding; DNA-binding transcription factor activity, RNA polymerase II-specific
Source: RefSeq, a predicted model, not a curated record
GACGACAUCCGACGCUAACUCUCAGCCGUUCAUGCCUUCACUCAACCCAAGUUCUGCCCGAGUCCUCGUCCCAGCUGGGCAAGAUAUUGGAUGCCAACCACCAUUAAAGCCCACUGAAGAAGAAGAAGAAGAAGAAGGAGACGAAUUUGUCAUUGUAAAUCUUUACCGAUAUGUGAUAUAAUUUACUUAUUCUCUGUAAUAUCGUAUAGCUUUGGAAUCGUGACAUUAACUAGUGUGGAGGAAAAUAUGCCGGUUUCUGGACUCAUACCCUGACUUUGAGAAGGGAUUGCGUGACCCAACAUGACAAGGUGAACGUGAAUGUCCGACAGUCUGCUGGGUGAGCGGUUAUACGUUCCUCCAUUCAUUGCCGAAUGGGAUUCCUAGAUCCUCCUUUCUCUAAUAUCUCUGCCAUGAGCUCUUAAAUCGAGAUAGCUGUGUAUUUUGCUACUGCAUGGCCAGUGUGAACCGGAAAGUCUGAUGAAGAAACGCUGAAGAAAAUGUGGCUUCCCCAAUGGAUCCGGACAAAGGUAGCCCAUUCCCCUCCACCCUCCCGGAGUCCCCAGGUCAAACGCCUCCCGGUACCGCUUUGGGUCUGGUCGACUGCAGGAAAACACCGGGGCAGAGUGGAACUGAGAGAGGAGGAGGAGAAGAGAAGGAAGAUGGAGAUUUGAUUUCAUUAAGUAAGAACCAUGGGGACAGCCCUAACCGUUGCGCUCUUGGUGGGAGGGGCUUAUCAUCUGGGGAGCCUCAACAACAACAUGAUGCUGACAAGACGUCUCUCCAGAAGAGUCUCUCCAGAUCAGAACGUCUCAAACACCAGCAGACAUGUAUAGGGAAGAAACCUCACCACUGCUGCUUUGACUGUGGGGAGGGUUUUGCUAAACAGAAGGAAUUUAUCAUUUACCAUCGGAUUCACACCGGAGAGAAACAGUACCGCUGCUCUCAGUGUGGGAAGGGUUUUGCUGCAUCUAAAACCUUAAAAUCUCAUCAGAGAAUUCAUACAGGGGAGAGGCCUUACCCCUGCUUUGAUUGUGGGAAGACCUUCAGUCAAUCAGGACACCUGACUACACACCAACGCAUACACACAGGAGAGAAGCCUAAUAGCUGUGAUCAGUGUGGGAUGAGCUUCCGGAAGUCAGGAUACCUGACCAUACACCAACGCAUACAUACAGGAGAGAAGACUUAUAGCUGUGAUCAGUGUGGGAAGAGCUUCAAUCAUUCAGGACUUUUGACUAGACACCAGCGCAUACACAAAGGAGAGAAGCCUUAUAGCUGUGAUCAGUGUGGGAAGAGCUUUGCUCGAGAUUCCACCCUGACUGCACACCAACGCAUACACACAGGAGAGAAGCCUUAUACCUGUGAUCAGUGUGGGAAGAGCUUCAAUCAUUCAGGAUCCCUGAUUACACACCAACGCAUACACACAGGAGAGAAGCCUUAUAGCUGUGAUCAGUGUGGAAAGAGCUUCAGUCAUUCAGGAUACCUGACUACACACCAACGCAUACACACAGGAGAGAAGCCUUAUAGCUGUGAUCAGUGUGGGAAGAGCUUCAAUUAUUCAGGAUCCCUGAUUACACACCAACGCAUACACACAGGAGAGAAGCCGUACAGCUGUGAUCAGUGUGGGAAGAGCUUCAAUCAAUCAGCACACCUGAUUACACACCUACGCAUACACACAGGAGAGAAGCCUUAUAGCUGUGAUCAGUGUGGGAAGAGCUUCAAUUAUUCAGGAUCCCUGAUUACACACCAACGCAUACACACAGGAGAGAAGCCUUACAGCUGUGAUCAGUGUGGAAAGAGCUUCAGUCAUUCAGGAUACCUGACUACACACCAACGCAUACACACAGGAGAGAAGCCUUAUAGCUGUGAUCAGUGUGGGAAGAGCUUCAGUCAAUCAGCACAACUGAUUACACACCAACGCAUACACACAGGAGAGAAGCCUUAUAGCUGUGAUCAGUGUGGGAAGAGCUUCAAUUAUUCAGGAUCCCUGAUUACACACCAACGCAUACACACAGGAGAGAAGCCGUACAGCUGUGAUCAGUGUGGGAAGAGCUUCAAUCAUCCAGGAACCCUGAUUACACACCAACGCAUACACACAGGAGAGAAGCCUUAUAGCUGUGAUCAGUGUGCGAAGAGCUUCAAUCAAUCAGGAGAACUGACUACACACCAACGCAUACACACAGGAGAGAAGCCUUAUAGCUGUGAUCAGUGUGGGAAGAGCUUCAUGGUGUCAGGAAAUCUGACUAGACACCAGCUCACACACACUGGAGAGAAACCUUACUCCUGUCUAUGUGGAAAGAUCUUUGCUCAUUCAUGGUCACUGGAAAAUCACCAUAAAGCACAAACAUGUCGUCUUUUAUCUCCCUCCUCUCCUGCACCGUUUCCAGAUCCCUAAAUAAAGUUUAAAUAGAAAACAUCUUGUGAAGAGUCAUCCAUCUCCCAUUCUCUAACAGUAUACUAAGUCUGAAUACCAUGAUAAGCUUUGUAGCAUAAUGUCAAGCUCUGGAUCCAUAUCGAUCAUUCGUCUCGGAGUAGGAUUGUUGUGGGGUGGGGGAUGUUGAGGUGGGUUUUAAUAGCUGUAUCUUAUUUAAUUAACUCCCAUUAUCCAUUAAAUACUUGUAUCAUGUAUAAUAAUGUUUCAACAAUACGAGGUGUGUAUUCUUGUUUUCAAUAGAUCAAUAAAUGUAAUCCAAUAUCUGCUUAACAACAUCUGCUUAUCACAUUGUUUUUUUAAUCUAUAAUAAUAAUCUUUUUUUAUAAGGAUCAUAGGCCUCUUGUAUAAUUAGUUUGGUCCUAAAAGAUGUUCACAUAUUUCUUGUAAAUCCCUUCACCAGGUUUUAGUGUAGCUGAUGGGACAUACAGAAGUACAGAAGCCAUAGGCCUAUUAGUGUGGUCAAAUUAUGUUGUUGCAUUUAUUUUAAAGAAUUUUAAUAGGGAUAUCUUUCAACUUUCCUUAUUGUAUAUUAAGUGUGCUCCAACAAGAUUUAAACACAUUUUCAUUGUGAAGCGAAUGAUGUGUUGGUUGUUUGGAAGAGGCAUCAUGGGGGCAGGAAGCCAGCUCUGCCCAUCAGUACUUAUAGGUCAUGUCAACCACAGACAUCACACUCUUCAGUUUUCUCACGGCCAGUAAGGUCUCCUACCAAACUUCUCUCUCUUCACUCUGGAAAUACACUUGAUAAUAUCUUAUACCUACCAUUCUACUUUUUAUUGGGGAUUUGUUAGAAGGAACGAAUGCUUGCAUGUAAAUGUCAUUGUAAAACAUACAUCUGGAAUGUGGUUUCAUGUUUUCUUGUUUUGUUUUACAUUGCUGAUUGCAUAUUCAUUUAUUAAAAUAUGUAUUUUUUUAAAUGUUUAAUUGUAUUAUGUAGAAGAGACCAGGAUAUGUUGUUGCCCUGUGUCUCAACACUCAAUGUUAUAGUCAUGGUCCUGAGAAUAAAACCGGUUUAAAAACAA